Messenger RNA from Syzygium oleosum, 2233 nucleotides. RefSeq names its product pentatricopeptide repeat-containing protein At3g53170. The transcript has 3 exons. Gene Ontology annotation, molecular function: protein binding. The record is from RefSeq and is a predicted model, not a curated record. NCBI's taxonomy places the organism in Eukaryota, Viridiplantae, Streptophyta, Magnoliopsida, Myrtales, Myrtaceae. The coding region runs from base 269 to 1726 and encodes 485 amino acids.
GAGAAUAAUGACCGGAUUGAUGAUGCUGCUCUUUAAUUUGUUGGAUGUAUGGAUAACACCUGGGGCUGCUGCACCUGAAAAGUUUCCUGCUCUUUCUCGUUAGUACCGUUAUGUGUUCACUUGAAAAGGAUCAUCCUCUAUUCCAAGCAAUCUUGCUCGCUUGAGCAAUCCUCUCUCGUGCUCCACCCCGCCAUUCAUGGGACCUAAGUCCUUAACACCAUCCACCCUCCUUCACUGACCACGCUUCCUCUCCAUCGGUGCACAAAAAAUGCGACCUUUCUCCUUAGACACCACUGACCUGCGCUUCUCAUCCCAAGUUUCCACAACCCCCACCAGUUGUUCGACGAAAUUCCGAAGUGAGCUUCGCCACACUCAGAACCCAUCAUUUAUACUAUGUCAAGUAUCUAAACGGAGCUCGUCAUCGGGUAGCGUGGGCCUGCAGAGGAAAACCCAGAAGGAUCUUUCUCGGAUACUGAGGACGGAGUCAGCUAUCAAGGAGAUCGAGAGGAAGGCCAACUCCAAGAAGUACAACAAUUUGUGGCCUAAAGCCGUGUUGGAGGCCCUGGAUGAGGCUAUUAGAGAAAACCGUUAUGAGUCUGCUCUUAAGAUAUUCGGCCUUCUUCGUAAGCAGCACUGGUAUGAGCCAAGAUGCCAAACGUACACAAAGCUUCUGAUGAUGCUUGGCAAGUGCCGGCAGCCUGAGCAGGCAGGUUUGCUUUUCGAGCUUAUGCUGGUGGAAGGGCUUAAACCUACUCUCGAUGUUUAUACGGCUCUAGUCAGUGCUUAUGGUCAUAGUGGCCGAAUUGACGAGGCAUUAUCUACUCUAGAAGCAAUGAAGUCUGUCUCAGAUUGUAAACCCGACGUGUACACGUACUCUAUUCUCGUGAAUUGUUGCAUGAAGUUCCGUCAGUUCGAUCUGAUUGAACAAAUACUUUCUGAGAUGUCAUAUCUUGGAAUAAGUUGCAGCAUCGUCACAUACAAUACUAUGGUCGAUGGAUAUGGCAAGGCUGAAAUGUUUGAACAGAUGGAGAAGUCAUUGACAGACAUGAUUGACAGUGGAUCCUGUCUUCCUGAUGUUUUUACUCUUAAUUCGGUCGUGGGGGCUUAUGGAAAGAGCGGACAGAUUGAUAAGAUGGAGAAGUGGUAUGAGGAAUUUCAACUUAUGGGUAUAAGGCCUGAUAUUAUUACAUUCAAUACCCUGAUUGGAUCAUAUGGGAAGGCAGGGCUCUAUGAGAAGAUGAGUUCUGUUUUUUAUUAUAUGGAGAAAAGGUUCUGUUCCCCUACAACUACAACCUAUAAUGCAAUAAUUGAUAUCUAUGGAAAAGCUGGCGAUGUGGAAAAGAUGGAAGAAUACUUCAAGAAAAUGAAGCAUCGAGGAAUGAAGCCUACCCCUGUCACGUACUGCUCUCUGGUUAGUGCAUACAGUAAAUCUGGACUGAUCAUGAAGGUGGACUCGAUCUUGAGGCAAGUCGAUAAUUCUGAUGUGGUGCUGGAUACUCCUUUUUUCAACUGCAUCAUUAGUGCAUAUGGUCAGGCUGGCGACAUUGAAAAGAUGAGGGAAUUGUUCUUGUUGAUGAAAGAGAGAAAUUGCUCACCUGAUACUAUCACCUAUGCUACCAUGAUCCAAACAUACAAUGCCCUAGGCAUGACUGAGGUUGCUGAAGAUUUGGAGAACAACAUAAUAAGAACCAAGGACCAUCCAGGCUUGAAGUUGAUUGGAUGCUAGCAUUGUUGAUGUGGAACGGAUCUCAAUUGAUGGAGGACUAGAAUGUUCAAGAUUCUCAAAGCAUAAUUCGCUGAUUACUUGGUUCUGAGAUUAUCUGUAAUGUUUGUUAUACCUUUUCUGUUUUGGAGAUUAUACUAUCACAGAGUAUAUAACAAUCAGAAUUUUAUCAAGUUCCAAAAUUACAAGUCUCCCAAUGCAGGAUUGUCUUUAGAUUAGCUUCAGUGUCCAUGAAGUCCAAGCUCACCUCAACCCCAUCCGGGCCACCAACCUGGGGAUGUCAGUUGGCUCAGCAAGAUUGCAAGAAAGUUUCAUCUGGAGGAGUUAAGAUAAUUUAUAAGGUGCAAACUGUUACUAAGACAGCUUCGCUAGAUUUUUCGGAGGCCUUGAAAUGCUGCUGGGUUUGUUGGGUACAAUUUGGUAAAGUUACUUCUUGUGGAUAUUCUAUUUUUUGUUCUAUCAUGGGGACCUCAGCACUGAAUUUCCAUUUUUCAAAAUAAGAACACCAAA